GCGCCGUCCACAUUUUCCUGCUUUUUAUCGCCAAGCAGGAUCCCCUUUGAGCUCUAAAGCCACUUUCCUCCUGUAAAAGGACACCGUUAAACUUAAAGGGCAGGGAGUUUGCCCGCGCAUGAGUGACAACGACCGCAACAAUUUGCGUUAACAAGACUGUAGGCUUGAAUAAAACGAAAAGUGAGGCAGUCCGACAGCCGUUAUUAGGUAAAGAGAGGCACCCGAGAAGCCCAGAAGUUUGGAAACUUUUUUUUCCGCUUUUCCUCGUUGGACGCGGCUAUCGCAUUCAUUUCAGCUGCACCUGAGAAGGGGAAGGUGCGAGGGAGAAUCAGGCGGAGGAGAAAACAGUUAGCUUCACCAAAAUGCCCAGAGCGUUCCUCGUCAAGAAGCCUUGCGUUUCGCCCGGGACGAGAAACUGGAGCGAGUUACCCGAUGAGGAGCGAGGAGAAAUUUAUGUUCCAGUAGGAUUCUCCUUGUAUGCUGAAGAGUCAGAAGCAAGUCCUGCAGAAACUGCUUUGUGCCUCUCAACACGUCCCAGUGACCUGUGCGAUUUGGCCUUUCGAGCAGAGCUGCCUUUACGUGCUGCUCAGGGAGCAAGUGAACUGUUGGAGGUCAGCAAUACACCCACAAAGAAAGACAACACAUAUAUUCGUUCAAAAAUCAAGGUAACCAGUGGGGAGCUGCCAACAGAUGCUUUCAUCUGUCAUAUCUGCCAGAAGACCUUCCAGUACCAGCGUAUGCUGAACCGCCAUAUGAAGUGUCAUGUUGACAUGAAGAGGCAUUUGUGCCCCUACUGCAGUAAAGGGUUUAAUGACACCUUCGACCUCAAAAGACAUGUCCGCACCCACACCGGUGUCCGCCCAUAUAAGUGCAACCUGUGCGAGAAGGCCUUCACACAGCGCUGCUCACUCGAGUCGCACCUCAAGAAGAUUCACGGUGUGGUCCAGCAGUAUGCCUACAAAGAGCGGCGCACCAAACUGUACGUGUGUGAAGAGUGCGGUUACACUGCCGACAGCCAGGAGUCGCAACUGAAGCACAUCCGUGAGGCGCACCCCGACAGCCCUUUACUGCGUAAAUCGUCCAAGAAGCUGGCAGCUGCUCUGCACUGUGGCUCCCCACUCAUGCUUGGAAAUGAAAGCCCAGAAUGAGGGCCGCUGGGAGUGUUUGGCUUUUUCACCACCAGGGGUUGCAUCCAUCACUUCCUGCACACAUUCUUUUUUUUUUUUUAAACCCAUUUUGUGUGCUUUUUACUCUUUGUAUUUUUAUAAAGACUUUGCCCAUUAAUUAUUUUUUGUUGCCCCUUAAUAAACAUUAAACAGCCCCUUGAAGUGCUGAUUGGAUCGUACUUUGGCAGCAUCUUCUUGGAGACAUCAUUAGUUUGGGUUGCCAACAAUAGAGUUGCACAUUUGAUGGGGAAACUUGGGAGUGGUGUUAGGGGAGUUAAUAUGAGAAAAGCACUUGAAAAGCUAAUAGAGAGACUCUUAAGGAGAAUGACCAGUAAAAAGGGAUUUAAAGACUCAAAUAUUUAUUUUACAAAAUUAUGACAAGUGCCGACAUUUGAAAAAUUACUUUCAGAAAUCCAUGUGCCUUUUAUUGCCUGAAAUCUUUGGGGCAAUUUAUCCUUCCCAUAGCUUAGUCAUUAGUUCUCUAGGUCUUUCUGUUAUAAUGCUUUUAUUUAUUCUUUUAAAUAAAGGGUAAAGGCUUAUAGGGAGCAAAUAUCAAGCAAGUGGCAAUUCUGGUGUACUAAGGUGGCAUCAUAAUUUAAAACAUGAAGAUCUUUGUGCUCAUUUUUCUGUAAUUUACAGCUUGUCUACUUCUAUCAGACUUUAUCCAUAAGAUGUGAAAAAGUUGUUCUUGUGCAGAAUGGCUGCCCCUCCUUUUACAGGCAGAAGAGGCAGUGGGACCAUCAUAUCUGCACAGGUUGGGUUUACUUUUAUUUGUUUUGUGGUCAAUUAUGUUUUUUCUCUAUGGCAAAAGCCAUAACUUGAAUGUGUUUGUGCUUAUAAUUUAUUGGGGUAUUGAACUUCUUGUGCAUAUUUUUAAUGCAGUCAUGAGUGUGUGUAAGGUUCUAUUUAAGUAACCUUGUCAAAAGCUGUAGGUGGAUGACCAUAUUUUAAGUACAUUAAGCACAGCUAGGAGCUCCAGUAAUUUCUCCAUAUAUAAUAAACAAAGUCCUAGUUUACUCUACAGCUGCUUCAUUUGCAGUCUAUUACCUACUUGUACAGGCAUAAUUGGACAUUCAAUUAAAAAGGGACAAUGACAAACUUAGUCAGGAAUGUCAGAUAUUGUGAACCCCAGAGCAUUUAAACAUUUAAAUACUUCACUCUGUUUGUUCUGCUCAUCAUUACAUUAGUUGCUUCGGCUUUGCUUUUCUUGGGAGCCCUUGAACUGAGAGGCUUAUUGACAAGACUAUAGACGGGGAGCACUUGAGGAACUUCAAGGAGCACCACAUCAGGUUAUUAACAUCCUCCCUUCUGGGGGGUUUGGGCUUAGAAGGGGUGGGUCAUCAAAACAGUGCUCUGUUAAUAGGUUCUGCUGAGGCCGGACGAUUGUUUAUUAACAAUUGCAGAAUUGGCAUGAGUAACUGCAACCGUCUUGCGCUCAGGGAUAAUUCUUAAUGAAUUAAAUAAGACUAGAAACUUGUGAUGAAAGUAAGGGAAUUGAUAUUUGCAUUGUUUGAUUAAAUAAAGGGACACAUGUACAUAUAUAUUCGAUGUAAAUAUAGGGAAGGAAAAAAAUAAAUAUAACAUGAGUCCCGAAGACUCCAAGCAAUUGAUUUUAUUUUUUUUUUAUGACCAUACGAGACAAAAGGUAAUUUUUUUUUUGUAUUUAAUAAGUAGGCAAAGGAUUGUAUUAUAUUUAAGUGAACUAUUGCAAGAAAAUGUUCAUUUUGUUUCUCCAUUCCUGUUCGGAGUGCGUUAACCACAUCCAGCCUGUUUAUAGACUUUCUUUCCUUCUUGUUUUUCUACAUUUCACUGGGUAAAUUGCUUAAGGUGCUCAAAUAAGACACUCCUUGAGCAGUAAAAAAAAAAAAAAAAUAAAAGCCUUAAGCAUCUGCUCUUCAGGAUUUGCAGUGUCUGGUUCAAACUGGAACAAUAUGCUAAAGGGUGUGUGGUUAAAAAAAAAAAAUAAUAAUCGGGGAGUUUAGUUGUUAAAAUGAGGCAUAUACUUCUCUCUUUUUGUACAGAGUUUAAAAAUUUUAUUGAAUCUGAAUAUUUAUUUUGGGGCUGUAAAAUAUUACAAGCUAAAAUGUAUAUGUUUUGGUUAUCUUUCUUUGUUUUGUUUUUUUCUAGCAUGGACACUUUAGAUCUUAAAAUACUCACAUUAAAACACAAUGGAAAAAAAGCUGCUCCUUGUUAUAAGUGGGGAGUAAUUUGUCACCCAAGUGUUUUGUUUUGUUUUGUGUUUGUCCUAUUGUGCUGCUUUGGUGCAAAUGCAAGAAUGAAUGUUGGAAGACAGUACAAUUCUUCUUCAAUGUCAGCAAAUUUCAGUGAUUUUAGCUUACCUUAAAAAUGUAGUCCCAAGGGCCUACCUGGAAAAAGUGGAUUCUUUUCUAUUAUGUAACUGUAAACACUGGAUGUAAUUAGUAUAUUUUUCUAUUUUGUAAUACAGCCAAACUACUGUGUGUGUAUAUAAAAUAUAUUAAAAAGUAGGCCAUUGUGAUAUACUGUAUGUACAGAUUUUAAAAUGUUGUAUUGGUUCUGCUGUUUCUAAUGUUUACAGGGAUUCAUGGAUUCUCAGCCUUGGUUAAGGCAACUAAGUCAUUAAAAUGGUGUUUUUUCUAAUGAACUC
Messenger RNA from Polypterus senegalus (gray bichir), 3792 nucleotides. RefSeq names its product putative transcription factor Ovo-like 1. The coding region runs from base 363 to 1148 and encodes 261 amino acids. The transcript has 4 exons. Lineage: Eukaryota; Metazoa; Chordata; Cladistia; Polypteriformes; Polypteridae. Gene Ontology annotation, biological process: regulation of transcription by RNA polymerase II; epidermal cell differentiation. Gene Ontology annotation, molecular function: DNA-binding transcription factor activity, RNA polymerase II-specific; RNA polymerase II cis-regulatory region sequence-specific DNA binding. Gene Ontology annotation, cellular component: nucleus. The record is from RefSeq and is a predicted model, not a curated record.